Molecule: messenger RNA, 748 nt
Organism: Fimicolochytrium jonesii
Lineage: Eukaryota; Fungi; Chytridiomycota; Chytridiomycetes; Spizellomycetales; Powellomycetaceae
Product: C3HC zinc finger-like-domain-containing protein
Exons: 2
Coding region: 82-486 (134 amino acids)
Cellular component (GO): nucleus
Molecular function (GO): zinc ion binding
Source: RefSeq, a predicted model, not a curated record
UGCUCCUUGAAACCCUGUCCAAAACCACAGACCCUUCUUACAAGUGCGUCGGUUGACAACUUCGUUCCUCUAGGCUUCGCAAUGUCUGCAAGUUCGCCCCGCGUUGGAACACCCUCAAAACGGAAGCUCGACGAGAUUCUAGCAGCGUUCGACGGAAACGGAAAGGGCGGCUCGCAACCCCUUUUGCGGUUGAAAGAUCAUCAGCUGUUCCAAAGGCUCCAUACUUUUAGAGAGGCCACCUGGUUUUUAUACGGAGAUGCUUUGACACCGCCAAUGUGCGCGAGGUUUGGAUGGACCAACCGCGGGCUGAAUGGGCUUUUUUGCCCCACAUGCAAAGCAUCUAUUCCGUGUGAGGUGACAGAUAUUCGGUCUGCCGCAAAAGUAGCAGAGUUUGUAGGGUCAGUGCACCAAAGGCUACAGAGUGCGCACGCGGAGAGCUGCCCCUGGGCUUUACAUGCCCUUGAUGGUGAGUUUGAGAUAUUCUAGUCGCUGGAAUCCGGGUCUUAUUGUCUUACUUAUGUACCUGAUCCACAGAGUCAGCUUUCCGAUUUCCUCUGGCAUCUCCGACGACGAUCGUUGGGGGAUUUCGUGAUAGAUAUUUCUUGCUGAUGUCUCAGCGAGUGACAAUUCCGAGAACCGUCCUGCAUGCGAACGCCGAGACGGAAAAGGUCAGUUUUCUGACGCAGAUGCAGCCAUAUCGACGUCCGUCCUUGUCUCAUUCCAGCCCACUGGGUCAAGAAGAGACGGC